ACAGACUUUAUCCAAAUAAGGAAAGGUGCAUGAAUAGGUUUGAUGUGUAACAUAUUAAGUAAUACCGUAUUUCAAAGUACUGCGCGCAUAAUCUUUUUAUUUAGCCGCACACUUUGAGCCAACCAAUAACAUCCAUUCUCUGUAAACGUAAGUAAACAAUGUCCAAGAACAAAUUCCACGUUAGUAUUUUUGUUGUUAUUUAGACGUUUAUUAACACUCGAACUCAAAACUGCACGACAUCGCAUACAUAUCCCAUGCAGUCUUUAAAUCGCGUUGGAGACAGGACUUGGUUGAUAGAUGUUAUCUAGGUAACGCUAACUAGCUGCUAAUGUUACCUAACAAUGGCUAACUAUAUGGUUUUUCACACUCAAAUAGCCUCCAUCAUGGAGGUGCUAGCGAAUUCAGCCGUGGCAGAGAUCUGUAAACUCGUAGACGACGACUAUGCAGUGUUUCGUUUAGAAAUUUCUCAAAGCCAGAAAGAAAACAGGGCAUUGCGGAGGAAACUACAGCUACUGGAACUGAAGGUGUCACGGGAGCGCGCAGAGAGGACAACGAGAGAUCGCGUCCUCGCCAGUCGUCCCAGUAGUGUCAAGAUCCUCGACCGAUACAGAGGAAUGGCAAGAGGUGAAGGACAUCUCACUGGAGGCCACAGGAGCUUUGUGAACCCAGCGGGACACAGCACGUGGAGAGAUGACCAACCCAUAGCUGCUGUUGAGGGGAGUGCAACAUCAACCCAGCAUGUUAUCGUGAUAGAGUCUGCAGAUGCAGAGGCUGCAGAUCCUGGGGUCAAGCAGGAGAGGACUGAAGGAGAGGACCCAAGACACAACAGAGACAUCCAGACUGGAGCAGUGGUUGGAGUGGCGCCCCCUGUAGCCAUGGAGGACCUCCCCACCGUCACCAUGCCCCAGGCCAGGACCCGACGCAGCAUCAGGGAGGAGGAGGAGGGUCCAGAGGUGCUGCUGGUGAAGGAGGAGGGGUGUGAGGAGGGUCUGGGGAACCCUGAGGGGACCAUAGUCGUGGAGGACAACCAGACUACACCUCCUCCUGAACACACAGAGGAACCAGCUGAGCAGCACAGGACCACACACAGUCUCACUGAGUCAGUAGACAUGGAAGAUGGGAAGCCUGAUCUGCUGCUGGUCAAAGAGGAGACAAAAGAGGACGAACCAGAGAGCAUUGAUCUGCUGAGUGGACUAAAGAUGGGGGAGCAAGGUAAUUGGCUGGAGGCUAACAGAGGAGACUGGGUGGACAUCUUGGACUCCCACACCCAGGCGGGUGUAGCCAAGGGCCCAGGGGACAACAUCACUGAGCAGGCCAGGACCAGAGGUGACAUAGUGGAGGUCAGUGGAUGGGACAGCGCCCUCAACUCUGGGCUGGGGAACAACACUAUUAACCACAACCAGAAACAGACAGUCGAACACAAAACAACAUCUGAACUUAGUCUCCAUGACAACAGACUGGCUGAGACCAGGGCGAGGCGUAGAUUUGCAGGUGUCCCAAUGCGGCUGGUGAGAACGGACACAGACUCGGCUAGCGAUGCUCCGUCCUGCUCCUAUAGUUGUGAUUCAGAGAGACUGAUGGCGCCUCAGGUUAACCCCCUAACAGGUGCUGCCUUCAGCCUGCCUUCUAUAGGAUCUAUCAACUGGAACAUGGACCCUGCGACAACACAGACACUCCCUGGCCUUCAUCCUCCUCACACUAUCCUAAUGUUAAACCAGACCUCAGACAAUGCCAGUGCCUCAACACUAAAUGGUUACACAAGCCCAUUGACAAAUGACAGUAGUAGUAACCCUAUCAGCAGGUCCAGUGGCAAAGAGAAGCACUUCCCAUGUUCGUUUUGUGGGAAAGUCUUCAGUUUCCCCAAACAGUUGGAGAUCCACCAGAGGAUGCACACAGGGGAGAAACCGUUCGGCUGCCAUCUUUGCCGGUUGAGUUUUUCCCAGUUGUCCAACCUGAAGAGGCACCAGAGGGUCCACACAGGGGAGAAACCCUACAGCUGCCCCCAGUGUCACAUUCGCUUCACCCAAGCUGGCAGCCUGAAGAGGCACCUGAAGGUCCACACGGGAGAAAGGCUGUUCGCCUGUACGCACUGCAGGAAGAGGUUCUCAGAGAGGAGCUACCUCAUGAUACACCAGCAGAAAAAACAUUCCACUCUAUAAAAUAGCAACAAUCCACUUUAUAGCUUUUUACGUUUAGAUCAAACCCUGCAUUUAAGACAAAGAUUACAUUUCAUUGUUGUCAGCAGAAAAGAUCCACAGAUGCAUUUGGAAUAACAAGGUUAACAGAUUUCAGUGUUGAAUAUUCCUGGGUAGAAUAUUGCAUCCAGACAUCGUGUGAUAUAUAAGGUGUACAGUGGGGGGA
Messenger RNA from Coregonus clupeaformis (lake whitefish), 2361 nucleotides. RefSeq lists its product as uncharacterized. NCBI's taxonomy places the organism in Eukaryota, Metazoa, Chordata, Actinopteri, Salmoniformes, Salmonidae. Gene Ontology annotation, molecular function: RNA polymerase II cis-regulatory region sequence-specific DNA binding; DNA-binding transcription factor activity, RNA polymerase II-specific. The coding region runs from base 342 to 2159 and encodes 605 amino acids. Gene Ontology annotation, cellular component: transcription regulator complex; PcG protein complex. The transcript is spliced from 6 exons. The record is from RefSeq and is a predicted model, not a curated record. Gene Ontology annotation, biological process: regulation of transcription by RNA polymerase II.